CUGUGGGCUUAACACUACUUAACAGGCAACACUGUAUAAUGUCAAAAUUUUGUCGAAAGGAAACUAAUUGCAAAUUACAAAUUAUCAACAAAUCGACCAUUAUUUGCCCAAUAAAUCAGUUUAUAUUGUUAAAUUCUUCAAACGUAAAUUAAUAAACCAAAUUAAAUAAAAACUUACCUACCUACUCAAAAAAAUUACACCGGCACUUACUGUGAUGUUCAUUAAUUAAAACUGCUGAGUUAGGUAUGGCAUCUUCGUCUAAAAAUGAUUUAGUUGUGAACAGACUGCUGAAUGCGAGGCUUGAAGAAGGCGGCGGCGCCGACGAGCUGCCGCCGCAGAACAUGCUGCCCUCGCACCAACACUUACGGCAAGUCGGACAUCUUCAUGAGGACGAGAAUGGUCACGCACCAGACCCUGCCCCUUCCGCUACAGAGAAUCUGCAGCCGUCCAACACUGCGGGCCGCUUGCAUAAUUGGCAAGCUACCAAAACAACAGUUAAGGAACGUUUGUCUUUUCUUUUUAACAACGAAAUUCUUUGCGAUGUACAUUUUGUUGUCGGUAAAGGCGCAAAUCAGCAAAUUAUACCUGCCCACAAGUUCGUGCUGUCUGUCGGCAGUGCGGUGUUCGAUGCCAUGUUCAAUGGAGUACUCGCAACCAAGUCUAAUGAGGUAGAACUACCUGAUGUUGAACCGGCAGCUUUUCUCCAUUUACUAAAGUUUCUGUACUCAGAUGAAGUGCGCAUUGGCCCAGAGAGUGUUAUGACGACACUGUACACAGCUAAGAAAUAUGCUGUUGCAGCCCUAGAGGAGCAUUGUGUAGACUUUUUGAAAAGUAAUUUAGGAACAGAUAAUGCAUUUUUAUUGUUGACCCAAGCUCGGUUGUUUGAUGAACCACAGUUGGCAGCAUUGUGUCUUGAAAUGAUUGACAAAAAUACAGCUGAUGCACUGAAUGCUGAGGGCUUCACAGACAUUGAUCAGGAUACACUAAAUGCAGUAUUGGAAAGAGAUACCUUACGCAUCAGAGAGGCAAAAAUAUUCUCAGCAGUAUUACGCUGGUCAGAAGCUGAGUGCCUUAGACGGCAACUACCUGUCACUCCAGGAAACCAAAGAACUGUCUUAGGCCGAGCAUUCAAUGCUAUUCGAUUCCCUCUGAUGUCGGUGGAAGAAUUUGCCAUGGGACCUGCUCAAAGCGGGCUGUUAGAUGAUAGAGAAAUUGUGCAGUUGUUCUUGUAUUUCACAGUGAAUCCAAAGCCAAAUGUGGGGUUUCUGGACACCCCUCGCUGCUGCAUGACUGGGAAGGAUCUGACAGUGAACAGGUUUCCUCAGACGGAGUCGCGAUGGGGCUACAGUGGGACUACGGAUAGGAUUAGGUUCACUGUUGGUCAGAGAAUUUUCGUGGUUGGCUUUGGUCUGUAUGGAUCUUAUUUUGGCCCUAGCGAAUAUGAGGUUCACUUGCAGAUCAUCCACUUGGCUACAAAGAAAAUAUGCGGCUCUAACACCACUACGUUCUGUUCUGAUGGUACAGAUGAUACAUUUCGAGCUAUGUUCAAAGAACCCGUUGAGAUUCUACCAAACACUUCAUAUAUUGCUAGUGCUAAAUUAAAGGGCAUGGAUUCUUACUACGGUACAAAAGGAUUGCGCCGAGUAACAGUUGACUGUAAUAACGGUGAAAAAGUAGUUUUUCAAUUUUCCUACGCCGCCGGCAACAACAACGGGACCUCAGUCGAAGAUGGUCAAAUUCCCGCUAUCAUAUUUUAUAUUUAGAAUUUUUUAUUUGUAUUCUGUGAUAGUAUAAUCCUUUCUCGCUCGUUCUGUUCGAUAGUGAAUGACAGUGACAGUUCUUGUUAACAUCCGUAAUGUCAAAUGUCAAAGUCAACAAAUCAAAUAAAACAUAGAUAGAUAGAACAGAGAGGUUACCGUGCGAUUGGAUAUGCCUUACCAUUGUUACUAUGUACCAUUAUUAUUAAUACAACAAUUAGAAACCUUAUGACUUACAGCUUGCCUGCUGUGAGCAUUGUCAGAAAAUCAAAUGAGCCGUUAAAUAAAAGUGAACCAAAGUUGAACAUCAAUGCCUGUACAAGAGUUUAAAAUGAUUUUUUGGAAGCAAAUCGUUCGGAAAGCAAAUGUUUUCUUUUUUAUAGACAGGUUAAUUACAUUAUCUUAACAUAGUAGAACAUAUUUAAAAUCAUGAAAUCAGGAACAUGAUGCUAUGUCAAAACUAUUGAGUAAAAAUAAGUAAUAAGUUUUUGUGUGGCCUUGAAAUAUUACACCACAACAUGGUAUGAUUUAAGAUCAUCAUUCACACCCUACCAUAAAUGGAUGCUGUGUUAAAAAACAUUAUUUUGGGCUCGGUCUUUAAAAUUUUAAUUAAAUAAUAUGCAAAGUAUACACGGAUCAGUUGAAAGCUAAUUAAUAAAUAUAUGUAUGAAUCUAAUAAAGAAGAAUAUAAGCUGAUACAUAAUCAUAUAAAGUAAAAAAAAUCACAUUUUAUAUUCGUCAAUCAAUUUAGCUUAAAGCAUAAUAUUAUAACUCCAACAUUCAGAACCUUUUAUGCGUAAACGCUCUGAGUAUUUCUUUUUAGAUAUUCUUUUUCAAUUCUCGGUUAAGCCAUGUAUAAUCACCUCAAGAUUCAAAUUCAAUUAAUGUAUAACACUUUUUCUUUUAUUUUACUAAUGAGAUUUUGAAAAAAAAAAGUAUAUUGAUAACUCUCGAGUAGCUCUAAACAAAAAAGGCUGGUUGACAAACUGUUGAGAAUGAUCAACUGCUAUGCCUUUUCCCAUUUAAAUAUAGAUUUCAUAAGUUCAAAAUGGUACACCAAAAAUCUCAAUAAUACACCAAUACUAAUUCAAAGGUUACCCACCUCCAGUCUAUCGUCAUAUCAGUUCCACAGUCCCAUAUACUAUUAUCAGAAUUACAAAGAAACUUCGAUAUUUGAAUAAUUAGAACCGGGAGAAUAUUCAAAAAGAUUUUCCAUCGUACAUUUAUAAAUGUCUUAAAUAAAAAUGAACUUUAUAAAUUCUGCCCACCUUAAGACGUCACAUCAAAGUCAUUGCACCAGAAUUGUUAUCAGGCUCUUCAAACUGAAAUGAAUACCUAUUGGUGCCAGAAAUAGGCAGGAUGGUGGGAUGUUCUCAUGCUGGCCUGGGACAUUCUCCAUCAUGAGCUUUGUAGAUUUUUUAUUUCAGAGUGAUCCCCAUGAAAGUUAUUUCUUCCAGUGUAAAAGAGUAUAAUAUUAUCCUUUACAAUAAACUCAAGACGUACACCUCUGAUUUUAACAUCAAGCAAUCACACUUUUAAUGUAGAAAUAAAUUAGAAAAUCAUUGCUAAAUUCCUAAGAUUGAAACAAAAAAGUCAUUUCGUAGAUGAUAAGCAUUUUAGAUGACUCCUCGCUUAAUCUGUGAUAGAUAAUAGUACCUAUGUGAAUAAAAUUUUGUGUAUAAAACAUGUUAUUUUACAAAAAAAGAAAAAACAAACCUAAACACUUUUCUUCCAAAAUUUUGGUCACAAACAUUUGCCUUGCAUGUUGAUAGUAAGUGCAACGCGAAUUCGUAGGAAAUAUACCCACAGGAAUUAGAAAAUUGUACCAAAUGAACCAAUAACCAGUGUAUAUUUUUGUCUAAAUAAAAAGUUAUUGUAAGUUAACGGUGAAGCAAAAUUAUGUUCAAACACCAGUGAAAAUAAGAUCGACUCUACACUUUUAAAAAUACCGACUUAAGAUCUUAAUUUACUGAUAUCGUUGAAUAAAGGAUGUGGCUAUGAAUGUGUAUGCGUGUGUGCGUGUUUUUAGUUUUUAGUGCUUAACUUGGUGAAUAAUGAUAUGUAAGAAAUACCCUCGGAUUUAUUGUUUGUCAUUUUCCGUUUUUCCUUUUCUUUUCUGAUCUCGACCUAACAAAUAAUUGAUUAGUUUAUUAUCUUCCUGAGCGACGUUUAAAACGACAAUCGUGCUUAGAGAAUGAUUUGAAAUUUGAAUGAGUCUCUUUCAAAAUCACAAUUUCUUUGUAACAUCCAAUAACAAAUAAGUACCUAAAGAAUUUAGGAAAAAAGAAAGAAAAAAUAUUAGUAAUUCAAUUCCGAAACAUACAACCUUUGACGUAUACAAAAAUAGUGUAGGUAUAUAAACCCUUUGACUGGUAUGUAGGUCACCGGUGCCCUACGCGGCGCCCUCAAGUAAUUAUGUCGUCUUCGGUUACUAAAGCGCCUGGAUCGCCUAGCUUUGCUUUUAAUUUGUUUGUUACUGUAUGUUUCAUACUUUUAGGUCACUUAGAAAUAGAUUCAUUUUCAGUAUCUUCGGAUUACUCCCAGAGUCUACUAGAUAUUCCAACGCCUUAGCCACAGAAAUCGACAUCAUUAUUUUAGUCUGUCGCGUAGGGCAUCGGUGACCUACAUACCAGUCGAAGGGUUAAACAGGAUAUAUUGAAGUCGUUUCGGAAUACGAAUUUCAAUGGUCAAUGAUUCCUCAAAUACCGUUUAAAUGUAACACAAUGUGAGCGAUCAGCUGACGCGCGAGGUCAAUGGCCUCGCUCGGACGCAGCGAAACUUCAAGUUACAUUGCUCGCUUCUCCGUAUAUUUUGCGAUAUCAUAAUUCGGCUUCGGGACGGCUACAACUCAUCCUGUGUUCUAUUAAUUAUCUAUGUAGUAGUAGGGUUUUUCUCGGAGAGAAAGGCAAAGGAACUAAGCCAAUUCUCAAGUUUUAUAUUUUAAUACACAAUUUUAUAUUUCAAGGCAAAGAAGCCAAUUCUUAAGUAUUCUUCAUUUAUCUUUUUCAAAUCCGUAUAAAUGUCUAUUCAUAUUUAUUUUUUUCAUUAUGUUUCGGUUGAGUGUUGUCGCAAUCGUGUUAUCUAAUGUAGUCAAAACACUGAAACGUCAAUGUACCAAGUAUUUAAUUAUUAAUGUGGUCAAGUGUAGGGAUUGCGUUUUACUAUCAUUUUGUUGUUGGUAUUGUGUACAUUGAAACGAAAUUUACGACGCAGGUUGAGGGGGAAAAUUGAGGAAGGAAGUUGUAGAAGGGAAUUCGGAGUGCGCGUACCCACUAUAGUCAAAUUAUUUUGUCCAUGCAGUUUGGAUCAUAAAACAUAGCCAGGCUAGGGCGGUGAGCAUGCUGCGCGGGCGCAACACCAUAAUCGAUAAAAACAAAUGAGUCAUCUAAGGCAGGUACACGGCGGCGGGGUGGUAUACGAAGGGCGGUGAGACAUUGUUAUGUUAAGAGUCAUUUGGACUUACCUGCAAAUUAUAGUACAUUAUUCGAAGAGAAAUGUGUUUUUAUUCAUUCGUUCUCUGAAUUUCUUUAGUGAUACAAUGGCUACUCCUUUUUUGUUUUGUGUCAAAACGGCAGAAUUUAUUCAAAAUAAUAUUUGCACGUGUUGUUAUCAACAAUGUGUUAAAAAAUUUUACUGAAAUAAGAAUAGAUCCCGAAAAAUUACAAUGUGUUAUUUCUGGUGUAGUGUUCGAUUAGUGAUUUUUUCUUUCAUUUUUAUCACUAACCCACAAAAUGACAAAAUUAAAUACACUAUCGAUAACGCUUAUCGACAACAAUAAUGCGCAUCACUAUGCCCGUCCAUAAGGCUCGUGAGUGGAAGAGAGAGCGAAAUACUCGCUUCACCGCUCCGAAUUUUUAUGACCCAAACUGCACGGACAAAAUAAUUCUGCUAUAGUAGUAAGUAUAGUAGUAAGAAGGACCCCUUUGUCAUGGCGCCGCAAUUCCAAGGAGUAUCCCUGAAACCUUCCGAGAGUAUUGGGAUACUUGGGGUCGAGAUUUCGAGCGAUGUCCAGUUUCGGAGUCAUCUGGAAGGCAAAGCCAAGUUGGCGUCCAAAAUGCUGGGAGUCCUCAACAGAGCGAAGCGGUACUUCACGCCUGGACAAAGGCUUUUGCUUUAUAAAGCACAAGUCCGGCCUCGCGUGGAGUACUGCUCCCAUCUCUGGGCCGGGGCUCCCAAAUACCAGCUUCUUCCAUUUGACUCCAUACAGAGGAGGGCCGUUCGGAUUGUCGAUAAUCCCAUUCUCACGGAUCGUUUGGAGCCUCUGGGUCUGCGGAGGGACUUCGGUUCCCUCUGCAUUUUGUACCGUAUGUUCCAUGGGGAGUGCUCUGAGGAAUUGUUCGAGAUGAUACCGGCAUCUCGUUUUUACCAUCGCACCGCCCGCCACCGGAGUAGAGUUCAUCCAUACUACCUGGAGCCACUGCGGUCAUCCACAGUGCGUUUCCAGAGGUCUUUUUUGCCACGUACCAUCCGGCUAUGGAAUGAGCUCCCCUCCACGGUGUUUCCCGAGCGCUAUGACAUGUCCUUCUUCAAACGAGGCUUGUGGAGAGUAUUAAACGGUAGGCAGCGGCUUGGCUCUGCCCCUGGCAUUGCUGAAGUCCAUGGGCGACGGUAACCACUCACCAUCAGGUGGGCCGUAUGCUCGUCUGCCUACAAGGGCAAUAAAAAAAAAAAAAAAAAAAAAAAGUCCUGCCGCUAAUCGCUAUCCGUUUGUAGGGAUAUCAUUCGUUUCAGUGUAACUGUGAACAGCGGCCCACUCCUGUGUGCUUAGUGCGAGUUUUUUAACGUUCUCGAUAGCGUAAAAGUUAACUCAAAUUUGUAUGGAGGUUUGCCGCUAGGGGCGUGGUUCUAACUGCAUACAAAUUUAAGUUAACUUUUACGCUAUCGAGAACGUUAAAAAAUUCGCAUGCUAAGAGCGACCAACCGUUGAGUGAACAUAAGGCGCAGAUUUAGGUAGGCAGCGGAUCGGUUCUGCCCCUGGCAUUGCUGAAGUCCAUGGGCGACGGUAACCACUCACCAUCAGGUAGGCCGUGUGCUCGUCUGCCUACAAAGGCAAUAAAAAAAAGAUCGUCUGAACCAUGGUGUCGCUUGAUUUAUGAGGACACAAUCUCAUUUUUUCUAAAGAGAAACUAGUAGUUUACUGGGAUUGGGAGCAAGGAUGAGCAACACGCGGCCCGCCAUGCAUUUCUAAAAUUGAAUUUAUUUUAUCGACUUUCUCCCAUCAAUUCGUUUUUCUGUUUUUUUCUUGUUUGUUUUAAAUUAUUAAUUAAAAAGAGCAAAAUUAUGUGCGGCCCGCCAAAAAAAAAUUAAAUUUAAAUUGGCCCAUUGAUUAAAAACGUUGCUCACCCCUGGUCUGUAGCAAGGUAUUAACACUGGCGCAUGGGAUAUCAACCGCUCAUUGGCUAUAGAAAAAAAAAGUCAUGGUUAUUAUAAGUACCAAUAUCCUUAUAUAGCAUCGUUAUACCAGCAAAUUAUAGUACAGGUAUAACAGGAUACAGGAAUGAACCGUUUGGUGUUUGUUUCUUGUAUUGAAACUAAAGAAAGGAGAAAAGAAAAACAAUUGAGAAAGUAUUUUGUAUAGAUAUCAAAAAUGUUUAUUUUACGAGUCAUUAAAAGUUACAAAGAUA
Molecule: messenger RNA, 7381 nt
Organism: Bombyx mori (domestic silkworm)
Lineage: Eukaryota; Metazoa; Arthropoda; Insecta; Lepidoptera; Bombycidae
Product: BTB/POZ domain-containing protein 2
Exons: 4
Coding region: 246-1763 (505 amino acids)
Biological process (GO): neurogenesis
Cellular component (GO): cytosol; P-body
Molecular function (GO): protein binding
Source: RefSeq, a predicted model, not a curated record